Molecule: messenger RNA, 852 nt
Organism: Populus nigra (black poplar)
Lineage: Eukaryota; Viridiplantae; Streptophyta; Magnoliopsida; Malpighiales; Salicaceae
Product: large ribosomal subunit protein eL19y
Exons: 5
Coding region: 57-686 (209 amino acids)
Biological process (GO): translation
Cellular component (GO): cytosolic large ribosomal subunit; ribosome
Molecular function (GO): RNA binding; structural constituent of ribosome
Source: RefSeq, a predicted model, not a curated record
AAACACGCGCUGCCCUCAUCCGCUCUCCCACAACAGCUCUCGAAGAAGACGCGGAGAUGGUUUCCCUCAAACUCCAAAAGCGGCUAGCUGCUAGUGUCCUCAAGUGUGGCAAAGGCAAAGUUUGGCUUGACCCAAAUGAAGGCAAUGAGAUCUCCAUGGCAAAUUCACGCCAGAACAUAAGGAAGCUUGUCAAGGAUGGCUUCAUUAUCAGGAAGCCAACCAAGAUUCACUCUCGGUCUCGUGCUCGACGAAUGAAUGAAGCAAAGAGGAAGGGACGACACUCUGGCUAUGGUAAGCGCAAGGGUACCAGGGAAGCUAGGCUGCCAACAAAGGUUCUCUGGAUGAGGAGGAUGCGUGUUCUAAGGCGUCUGCUCCGCAAGUAUCGUGAGUCUAAAAAGAUUGACAAGCAUAUGUACCAUGACAUGUACAUGAAGGUGAAGGGUAAUGUGUUCAAGAACAAGAGGGUUCUAAUGGAGAGCAUCCACAAAUCGAAGGCUGAGAAAGCUAGGGAAAAGACCCUGGCUGACCAAUUUGAGGCCAAGAGGGCAAAGAACAAGGCUAGCAGGGAGAGGAAAUUUGCCAGGAGGGAAGAACGUUUGGCCAUGGGACCUGGGGCUGAAAAACCAGUAGCUGCACCACCUGCUGCUUCUCAACCAACAGAGGGAACUAAGAAGUCCAAGAAGUGAUCCUGAGCUCCAACGAUUUGUAACUUUUUGCUUAGUGUCUGAUUUUGUUUGUUGCUUUAGACAAUGUUGUUUUAUAUCUUAGAUCGAAGGAAGUUUAAGCUGUUGGUACUUGAUGCGAUAUGUAACUCCUGUUUUUGUCGAUUAAAAAUCUAUUAUUUUGUUCUUA